AUUUUGUUUCUAACGUUUUUGUGACUACUUAGUUGACAUAUAUUUUUAAUUUUUGCCCAUACAAACUCAAGAUAAUUCGGCCACCUAUUUGAUAUUGUGGUGCGGUCUGGGUCUCAGGAAGUCUCUCUUCGAAGCUGCAGCCAUGAGCAUGCUCAGGCUCCAGAAGCGCUUGGCGUCCAGCGUCCUGCGCUGUGGCAAGAAAAAGGUGUGGCUGGACCCCAACGAGACCAAUGAGAUUGCCAAUGCAAACUCACGCCAGCAGAUUCGAAAACUGGUGAAGGAUGGAUUGAUCAUCAGGAAACCUGUAACGGUCCAUUCCCGCGCUCGCUGCCGCAAGAACACGCUGGCACGCCGCAAAGGACGUCACAUGGGUGUUGGUAAGAGGAAGGGUACGGCCAACGCUCGUAUGCCACAGAAGCUGUCGUGGAUGCGCCGCAUGCGAAUCCUGCGUCGUCUUCUUCGUCGUUACAGGGAGUCCAAGAAAAUUGACAGGCACAUGUACCACAGUCUCUACCUUAAGGCCAAGGGUAACGUCUUCAAAAACAAGCGCAUCCUUAUGGAGCACAUCCACAAACUGAAGGCAGACAAGGCUCGCAAGAAGCUUCUAGCUGACCAGGCUGAAGCUCGCCGUUCCAAGACAAAGGAGGCCCGCAAGCGCAGAGAAGAGCGUCUUCUGGCCAAGAAAGAAGAGAUCAUCAAGACCUUGUCAAAGGAGGAGGAAACUGCAAAGAAGUAAAUCCGGACCUAUAUUAUCUCCUCAGAUUCCCUUUUCUAAUGUUAAUAAAUUUGGACGAAAGAGA
Molecule: messenger RNA, 800 nt
Organism: Myripristis murdjan (pinecone soldierfish)
Lineage: Eukaryota; Metazoa; Chordata; Actinopteri; Holocentriformes; Holocentridae
Product: 60S ribosomal protein L19-like
Exons: 6
Coding region: 143-736 (197 amino acids)
Biological process (GO): translation
Cellular component (GO): ribosome; cytosolic large ribosomal subunit
Molecular function (GO): structural constituent of ribosome; RNA binding
Source: RefSeq, a predicted model, not a curated record